Brenthis ino (lesser marbled fritillary) is the source of this 3417-nucleotide messenger RNA. The record is from the annotation of a GenBank genome assembly. Lineage: Eukaryota; Metazoa; Arthropoda; Insecta; Lepidoptera; Nymphalidae.
AUGGACAACAUAGUUGAAGAUCAAGAAAACUUGAGAGAAUUCCUCGAAGAAGCUGAACUCCAGCAGUAUUAUGAGUUAAUUCGUGAUAUAUUAAAAGUUAGCAAGUUGUCGCAGCUUAAAUUUGUUGCAUUAGAAGAUUUAGCACAAAUUGGUCUUUCAAGACCUGAACAAAGAAGAUUUAAAAAACUUUACUCUAAAUACUUUCCAAAUUCUUAUAUGAAAAAAUUAAAAAAGUUACUUAAUGUAAACAAAAAGAAUGAAUCGUCUAAGGGACAGGUUUUUAUGCCAAUGGACUUUCAAACAGUAAUAGAUAUGAACGUAAAAGUACCUACAAAACAUAUUAUAGCUAUUGAAGAUAUUACUAUAAAUAAAGAACUUGGCAUGGGACAGUUUGGCGUGGUUCAGCAGGGAACAUGGGCUACUGGAAAUCAAAGGUUGCAAGUAGCAAUCAAAUGUUUGGGAAAUGAGAGGAUGACAUCAAAUUCGACGGAAUUCUUGAAAGAAGCUGCGGUGAUGCAUAGUAUAGAACAUCCUAAUAUCGUUCGAUUAUACGGAGUUGUAUUGCAUUUAGAUUCCUUAAUGUUGGUAACAGAAUUGGCCCCAUUGCGCUCCCUUUUGGAAUGUCUUCGCGAAGUUACUCUACGUUGUAACUUCUCAGUUGCAAUUCUAUGUGAAUUUGCAGAGCAGAUUUGUGACGGUAUGACUUAUUUGGAAAACAAGAGACUGAUACACAGGGAUUUAGCAGCGAGAAAUAUUUUAGUUUUUAGUAAGGAUAGAGUUAAAAUCUCAGAUUUUGGCCUAUCUCGUGCGCUGGGCGUCGGGAAGGAUUAUUACCAAACGAACUACAACGUGAAUCUCAAAUUACCUGUUGCAUGGUGUGCACCCGAAUGUAUAUUGUACUUAAGAUUUACAUCAUCAAGUGAUGCUUGGGCGUUUGGCGUAUGUUUAUGGGAGAUGUUUACCUACGGUUUUCAACCUUGGGCAGCUUUUACUGGUCAACAGAUACUUGAAGCUAUUGAUGCGCCAAUCUUUCAGCGACUAGAGCGUCCCGAAUGCUGUCCAGAUUCGUAUUAUUCUUUAAUGCUCGAAUGUUGGUCACAUGACCCUAAUGAUCGUCCAAAGUUUAAGGACUUAGGGCCAAGGCUUCGGGCUCUACGGCCAGACGAAGUUCAGACAACAGCAAGCUAUAAAACAUCAGAGCACGGCAGACGUAAUAGCUGCCUUGAAUAUAAGGCGGGACAAGUCAUCACCGUCCUUGGAAGAGAAAAUUAUACUAAAUCAGCUAUGUGGUAUGGAGCCCUUCCCGGGGGUGCCUGUGGCAUGUUCGAUCCGAACCAAACGAAACCAUACUUUAAGCAUGAGAGAGGUUCAUUCGCGCCUUCACUGUCACCGCACCCAACUCGCAACUCUUCCCGCUCCAUACGCUCUUCGCUAUUGCGUUCUGACGUGAAACGACACACGUACACUGGAAAACGGACGAUAAAUCGGAGUAUGAUAUCCAGUCCCCAAGGCGACGUUAAACAUACAGGACAUGUAGGCUUGGACGGGGCCUAUUUCGGGGAUCUAUCGUUCCUGGACCCUGCUGGUUGCCCACCCCGUCAGAUCGUGACUCCAUAUAAGCCAUCUGAAGACUUGGAGCAAGUACCGCUGAUUAAUCCCAAUUCGCCGUCACAUCUAACCACUACAAACACUUCGCCAUAUCCGUUAUUAAGCUCUUCUAAACCCAAAAUGGAGAGCGAUGAAGUUGAUUUGUCUUAUGCUGACAAAUCAAAAAAUGCUAAAAGAACACACAAGUCGAUCUUGGAGCCGACAACCAGUCUUCUGAAUAAGGUAAAGAGUGCUACACUUGGUCGCUCCCACAAAAAUGAAGAACCAACAAAACAUGAUGAAGUUCACGAAUAUCACGAAAUUUCAGACACGGAAAGUAUUGCAGCCGAGAUGAAAGGAGACUGUCCUCCAGAAAGCCCUAUAAUAAAAGGAUGUGCUGACUUCAGUCAAAGCUUACUGGAUGAGAUGGAAUCGAUAUUUAAGAGCCUUAAUGAAAGACGCAAUGAAGAAGUAAGAACUAUGGAAAGUGAAGUGGAAAUGGCUUUAAGAGCCCUUACUUUAAGCAAAAUGGAAAAGAAAAAAGGGUCACAUACGGGAACUAUGAAGCCUAUGUCGGCACACGAUGAGAAAACACUGAACACGGCCGUUGCUAUGGCAAAUGAAAUUACAACCAAAUCUAUGAAUGACUUGGAUGGCGAACAAAAACCACUGAACUCGUCUUGUGAGCGAUCAAAGUUUCACUUCAAGUUCCCACUCGUAUCAUCUUUGCACGCCACACACCAUGACACUGAAAAAGACACAAAUAAUAAAGCGGAACGUCGUAACUUUAGCGAAGAAGCCAAAAGUGUGCCGGAUAUACAGGCUACCCUCACAGAGGAAAGCAAGCAAGCGUACGCAAGUCUCAUAGAGCAGCCCACACCAUCGACUUCUCUAAUAACACACAUGAGCCAGGACGCGGCCGCGACUUUACCCAAACCGUCAACUAUACCGAAACCUGCACCCAGAAUGAAUAUUCAGCAAUUCCACUCACUACAAAAGAAGAUAUCAUAUCAACAAAGUAGUAUCCCACCGCAAGGAAGUGAUGCUGAAAAGGAAGCCAAUGAGAAUUCAAAUGCAAUUCCAUUACUACCGAGAGGCAAUAAACCAAAACUAGUAGACAAGCCUAGACAUUUUAGGAAAUACCCUUUGGUAUUUCCAAAUUCAUACGACGUAAACGUAACGUCAACAGUUCAAGCUCAGGCCAAACCGCAACCGAUCAUAUAUCAGAACACGCUCAAUUGCACAAUACCCAGAUGUAAAAAAGAAGACAAACGUCCGGAAGAACUUCCCGAUGUGGGUGUUGAUGUUUUUGAUGGUCCCGAAACUGUAAAGGCAGAUACGAACCCUUUUAAAGCAAUGCCAAAUGAGACGAUCGAGCCUGGGCCGAGUUCAGUGAAUCCUUUCAAAUGUUAUUUAGAAGAAACAUUUGAUGAUAGUUCUGAUAAAUGUGAAGGCGCUGUGGGUGGAGAUACUGCUUUCGAAGAAAUAUCACUAAAUAAAGAUCACGUAUCUGUCGAAGAUUUACUAGAGUUUGCCGAUCAAAAGCCCUCGGCGAGACAGCGCGGCGUGGAAUCUGACGAAGUCAGAAUUAUGAAUAAAGUGCUAAAGCAACAGGUGACAGCUGAAGAUUGCCUAGAAGCAUUGGAGUUUAGCGGUUGGAAUGUCCACAUAGCCAUAAAGCUACUGCGCGUGAAGAUAGCCGUCGGUAAACAUAUUGAGGUGUCCUUCGAAGACUGUCAAAGAGAAUUGGAAAUAGCAGAUGGAGAUAUAGUUAAGGCGGCUGCUGUUCUUGUUCAAUGUAAUAAAAAUAAACAAAAAUAUUUAUUUGUU